AUGCCGACCGCCUACCGUAUCCCUAUACGAAAUUCGACAGCUAGUAUCCCCUGUAUCGGAUUUGGCAGUUACAAGAUCCGCGGCCAAGCAUGCGCAGAUGCCGUUCUUGCAGCACUUUCAGCAGGAUACACACACAUCGACUCAGCUGCCCUGUACCGGAACGAAGUACGCGUUCGUGAAGCAAUUGAACAAUCCGGCGUGGCUCGCAAAGACCUAUUUAUUACCACAAAAGUAGGAAGCCCAAGAAGGAAGACGAGUCAGAUCGAGGUGUAUGAAGAUGUUCUCGAAACAGUGGAGCGUAUUGCUGGAAAGGAUGGGUACGUUGACCUGUUACUGAUGCAUGUCCCUGGACCAUCCCGAGAGUAUAGACAGGGCUUAUGGCACGCCAUGGAGAGGGCGAAAAGAGAAGGAAGAGCAAAGAACAUCGGCGUUAGUAAUUUUCGAGUACGACAUCUUGAGGAACUGCAAGAGUAUGCUACGGAGUGGCCUCCAAGUGUAAACCAAAUCGAGCUUCACCCUUGGUGUCAUCAGAAAGAGGUCGUAGCAUACUGUCAAGAAAGUGGCAUCAUUAUCGAGGCAUACAGCCCGCUUGCUACUGGUGCUCGACUGGAUGAUCCGGUAGUUGCGAUCAUCUCGAAAAAGCAUGAUAAAUCACAUGCUCAGGUACUCAUCCGUUAUUCACUACAAAAAGGCUGGGUGCCGCUACCCAAGAGCUCGAAGCCAGAUCGGAUAUGCGAGAACAUCAAUGUCUUCGACUUUGUCCUGGAUCAAGAAGACAUGGAUGCCCUGGAUAAGUUGGAUGAAGGGUCAUCAGGUGCAAUAUUUAAGAUGAAUGUGAAUUAA
Molecule: messenger RNA, 843 nt
Organism: Fusarium coffeatum
Lineage: Eukaryota; Fungi; Ascomycota; Sordariomycetes; Hypocreales; Nectriaceae
Exons: 2
Coding region: 1-843 (280 amino acids)
Molecular function (GO): oxidoreductase activity
Source: RefSeq, a predicted model, not a curated record